Molecule: messenger RNA, 1036 nt
Organism: Zonotrichia leucophrys gambelii
Lineage: Eukaryota; Metazoa; Chordata; Aves; Passeriformes; Passerellidae
Gene: CPLX3
Product: complexin 3
Exons: 4
Coding region: 405-878 (157 amino acids)
Biological process (GO): regulation of neurotransmitter secretion; neurotransmitter transport; synaptic vesicle exocytosis
Cellular component (GO): SNARE complex; terminal bouton
Molecular function (GO): syntaxin binding
Source: RefSeq, a predicted model, not a curated record
GCCGUGCGGGGACACACACACCGGAGCCGUGAGAGCCCCGGUGCUGCAGCGCCCGCUCCGCUCCGCUCCCGGCCGGGACCGCUCCGCCAUGGGCGGCCGGACAGCGCGGCCCCGCUGACCCCGCACGCUCCGGCAUCCCGGCAUCCCGGUACUCCCUGCAUCCUGGCACUUCGGCGCUCCAGCAUCCCGGCAACUCCGCUCUGCCGACCCCGGAGCUCCGGACUCCGCCGUCCCAGGAACUCUACUCCGUUGAGCCCGGUUCCUCCAUCUCCCGGCACUCCGGCAUCCCGGGAACUCCGUGCUCCACCGUGCCGGGAACUCCGCUACGCUGACCGCUGGUCCCGGCUCCUCGGGAAUCCGAUCCGCGCUGCCCCCCGGCCCCCGGGCCCCCCGGAGGAGCGGCCAUGGCGUUCAUGGUGAAGAGCAUGGUGGGGGGACAGCUGAAGAACCUCACGGGCGGCCUGGGCGGCGAGGAGAAGAGCGAGGGCGAGAAGUCUCCGGCCGAGGCGCAGGGCAUGACCCGCGAGGAGUAUGAGGAGUACCAGCGGCAGCUGGUGGAGGAGAAGAUGGAGAGAGAUGCUCAGUUUGCCCAGCGCAAGGCGGAGAGAGCCACGGUCAGGUCCCACUUCCGAGACAAGUACAGGCUGCCCAAGAACGAGACGGAUGACAACCAGAUCCAGCUGGUGGGAGGCGACGUGGAGCUGCCCAAGGAGCUGGCCAAGAUGAUCGAGCAGGACAACGAGGAGGAGGAGGAGAAGAACUCGGUGAUCGGGCAGCUCAGUAACAUCCAGAACCUGGACCUUGAUUCCUUGAAGGACAAAGCCUCGGCCACGCUAGAGGACCUGAAGCAGUCGGCGGAGAAGUGCUCCGUGAUGUGACGGGGCUGAGCAGGGAGGGGACGCAGCGCAGGCUCUGGCGGGGGCUGCUGCCUCAGCGGGGACCCCAGCCACGUUGUCACCCUUGCCGUGUGUCACCCGGCUCCCCCUGAGCCGCGUGGCCCCUCGAGCCCCCGACCCAGAUGUCCCUGAUGUGUGGC